This is a messenger RNA of Cryptotermes secundus, 1336 nucleotides long. RefSeq names its product 39S ribosomal protein L38, mitochondrial (gene mRpL38). Gene Ontology annotation, cellular component: mitochondrial large ribosomal subunit. Lineage: Eukaryota; Metazoa; Arthropoda; Insecta; Blattodea; Kalotermitidae. The transcript is spliced from 8 exons. The coding region runs from base 73 to 1275 and encodes 400 amino acids. The record is from RefSeq and is a predicted model, not a curated record.
CUAAACUGAAGUACAUAGUACACCAACUUAACAUGGCGGCGAAUUUGCUAUAGAAUAUUCAAAUUAAAUACAAUGUUUGCACCUCUUUUAAAAUUGUGUGCCAGAGAUGUGAAUGCCGUACAAAUAUCAUUGGUUCGAUAUGGGCAUCGUAUUAGAGGAAAACCGCCUGGUGUAGCAAGAAGUUUGAAACAGCGAUUAGAAGAGAUAAACUAUAAAGAUCCAGCCCUUCAUUUCAAAGUUGAUAUUGGAUUUCCUCGAGCAAAGCCAUCAAGAUCACAAGAACUCAGGGAACGAAUAGCAAUCCUUAAAGCUGCAAAAUCAAAUCCAGAGAGAGAAAGACUAUCUAGAACGAAGCAACUUCAGGUUCCCUUAAACGAAGUUAAAGAUGAAUGGCUAAGAACAGCUGGACCUCUGCAUAUACGGCGUGUUGCAGAACAUUAUGGAGUGUAUGAUGAUCUGUUUGGAGAUGCAUACUUCACUCCACGAGUGAAACUAGAUGUCCACUACAAGCUAACAGAUGAAAGUUACCUUCCAGUUCACCGAGGAAAUGUGAUUAAACCAUCUGAGGCUGAAACUGUUCCUGAAGUGAAAUACAUCGGUGAACCCAGUUCCCUGUGGACACUCAUUCUCACUAAUCCUGAUGGGCAUUUAACCAAACAAAAUGCUGAAUAUGUUCAUUGGUUUGUAGGCAACAUCCCUGGUAAUAAUAUCAGCCAGGGUGAAGUGGUGUGGAGCUACUUGCAGCCUUUUCCUCCACGAGGCACUGGCUUCCAACGCUUUGUGUUUAUCCUAUACAAACAGGAGAGGAAGAUGGAUUACACUCAACUGAAGAAGGUGGGACCUUGCCUGCACUUAGAGGAGAGAACCUUCCAGACACUGGAUUUUUACCGAGAGAGACAAGAUGACAUUACACCGGCUGGACUUGCAUUUUUUCAAAGUGACUGGGACAAAUCACUUACAGAUUUUUUUCACAAUACCCUCAAUAUGCAAGAGCCAGUGUAUGAAUAUGAUUUUCCAGAGCCAUAUCGUCCACCUCAGAAGUGGUUCCCACUGAAGCAGCCAUUUAACCUUUACAUGGAUAGAUACCGGGAUCCCAAGCAAGUGACUAAGGAAUAUCUGAUGAGGAAGCUGAAGGAAGUUCAUCCUUUCAAAAAGCCAGAACCCCGCCCCAUGUUCCCCAAUGCAUUUCCCAUUGACAACAAACGCAUACCAUCAUGGCUUAGAGUAGAAAUAAAGAAAAAUAGACUGGGCUGGGGCAGAAUUAAUGAUGUUUGAAGUGAUGCUGUUUCCUACUGUGGUACACAUGUCUUGGAAUAAAAUAUAAAUAUUUGAUACA